UACGGCAAACGUGUUUCCUUGAGUGCGCAGAACCUCCUGGACUGCUCUCAGGCUGAAGGCAAUGAGGGCUGCAAUGGUGGUCUAAUGAGUAAUGCCUUCCAGUAUGUUAGGAACAACAGAGGUCUGGACACAGAAGAAUCCUAUCCAUAUGUUGCAAGAGAUGGACCCUGCAACUACAGGCCUGAGUAUUCUGCUGCCAAUGUCACUGCCUUUCAGACAAUUCCUCGGCGGGAGGAGGCCCUCUUGGUGGCAAUGAAAAACAUGGGAUCCAUCUCUGCUGCUAUAGAUGCAAGCCUGGAUACCUUCCGCUUCUAUAAAGGAGGCAUUUAUUAUGAUCCAAAGUGCAGCAGUGAAGACCUGAAUCACGGUGUUCUGGUGGUUGGCUAUGGCUUUCAAAGAAAAGAAUCCGAUAACCAAAAAUAUUGGUUUGUCAAGAACAGCUGGGGCACUGACUGGGGCAUGGGUGGCUACAUAAAAAUGGCCAGAGACCGGAAUAACAACUGUGGAAUCGCCACCAGGGCCAGCUUUCCUAUCGUGUGAGAUGAUGGUGAUGAAGAAGACCUUGACGGAGAACAGAAUAUCCAGGAAAUGUAUUUUAUUCUAAAGUUGAUCACAUCUUAUUUUGUGGGGUAAAACACUUGAAUCACUGGAGAUGCAAGUUGUGACGAAUUCUGUUAGUGUUUACGCUGGUGACGAAACUACUUCUUUAAUCCCUGCUCUAAUCAACAGUGUGUGAUUAAGUUCCUUAAUAACUUUUGAAUGUUCAUGUUUUAAUUUUUUAACAUGUAUUUUUGAAAGAGAGACAGGCAUACAGGGUGUGAGUGGGGGAGACCAG
Molecule: messenger RNA, 835 nt
Organism: Leopardus geoffroyi (Geoffroy's cat)
Lineage: Eukaryota; Metazoa; Chordata; Mammalia; Carnivora; Felidae
Product: procathepsin L-like
Exons: 4
Coding region: 85-540 (151 amino acids)
Biological process (GO): immune response
Cellular component (GO): lysosome
Molecular function (GO): cysteine-type endopeptidase activity
Source: RefSeq, a predicted model, not a curated record